AUGGAAGAAGUUGGACAGGACCCAUUGGAUGAUGUGCACGAGAUGAUGGAAAUACCGAAACUAAAAGUCAUAAAACAGAACCUCAACUACCUGAACUCAGGCCUUGAAAAGGACCUGCAGAGACUGGAUGAGGCAAAGCAGGUUCUUCUCAAAAAAAUUCAAGAGAAAGAAGAAAUCAUUCAAAGUCUGGAAAGAGAGAUUACCCUGUCAGUAGGACAAGCCAGAGAGAGGGAGGAGCUGAACCACAUCAUAUCUGAGAAGGAGGAAACCCUGCGGGAUCUGGAAUUAGAAACAACAAAGCUGGAAAAAAAUAAGGAGAUUCUAAGCAGGAACGUGGUAGAGCUGCAGAAGAAGAUUUCAAAGAGAUUUAAGAAUGUUGGCCUUGAUAAAGAAGCCCUAAAGCAGAUGCUGGCAGAAUCGAAGGUGAGACUACAAAAGUCAACAGAAUCCUGUGCAAAUCAAGAGAAGGAACUGGUCAAGAUAGAGAGUGACUACCAAUCUGUGUAUCAGCUCUGUGAGGACCAGGCCCACUACAUAAAGAAAUACCAGGAAAUUCUGAGGCAGAUGGAAAAGGAAAAGGAGGUGCUGCUUCUUGAAAAAGAAGUGUUCAAAGCCCAGAACAACUCCUCCCAAAUAGUGAAACCGGGGUCAGUUCUGGUGGAGACCAUCCAAAGCAACAUGGAGAAGACCAUCAUUAAGAAACAGAAGAGAAUCUUUUGGUACAGCAGGCAUUUCAGGUAUCUUGUCUUCAUGGUCAUGAUCUUCAUUAGGCUGCUGGGUUAUGUGCUUUUCUACCUGCAGUACAUAAACCCAGACCUCCUUGUGGAUGCUCUGCCCAUGGAAAUGAGCAGAGACACCUUGAAGAGGCUGAGGGACAUCUUAUUUCCCUUCCUCACUCUAGAGGUAGAAGAAGUUCUACCACAUUAG
This is a messenger RNA of Eubalaena glacialis (North Atlantic right whale), 927 nucleotides long. RefSeq names its product transmembrane and coiled-coil domain-containing protein 5B-like. Bases 1 to 927 code for a protein of 308 amino acids. NCBI's taxonomy places the organism in Eukaryota, Metazoa, Chordata, Mammalia, Artiodactyla, Balaenidae. The transcript is spliced from 11 exons. The record is from RefSeq and is a predicted model, not a curated record.